AUGGAAGUAGCUCGCGGACUCAGCUCCAAGGCCACGGCCACGACAAACUCGAGCAUCCCGUCCGACGUGCACCUGCUGCCCGACGGAUCGCUCGACUUCACCGCCUGGAACAACAUCACCAGCGCCGCGUGCCAGGCGCGCCUCAGCCAAAUCAUCCGAACGUCGAACCCUUCCGGCGACUGCAUCUGCUACAACUUGCCGAUGCUCAACGUCAACACCGGCAUGUUUGAGGCGGAUCUGCGGCUGUACCGCGUGUCUGAUCCGAGGGAUGCCUUUGUCGGUGUGCCGCCCAGCGGGAUCCAGGUUGGCGUUUCGUACAAGGGCGCCAGCGUGAGUCCCAUGAAGCCGGUGACUUCGGGAUCGAGUUCGCCGGCCGUCAAUAUCACGAAGCGGUCUGAUGGGUCUUCUACGCCGACUCUGCUGCAGUCAUACAUGCUUGUUGGACAAAUCGACAAGGACCAGAUGCAGAAUAACUUGUCAAUUGCCGCUCUCCAAGCUCUCGUCAUGCCCACCCUCACUCUCUCCGCAGUCACCUCCUCCGGCUCCCAGAUCAGUUCAAACGUCUCUCUCAACGAAGCGUCUUUCCUCGUCGGCGUCUUCUCCAACGACGUCGUCCUAUCCGAUUUUGCCGCAGCUCAAAAGGCCGUUGCAGUCCAACAAGCUGCUCUGAAGAAUGGCACCGUAGCCUUCAUCCUGCCAGGAGUGAACAUCUUGAUUUUCCCCGUUGGACUGAUUAUUACUUCCAUCUGGCUUGUUAUUGGAUUGGCUGCCUAUGGUUUCGGCACUUAUCAGCGAAUUCAAUAUGCGACACAGUAUAGGCGAAGGGCCGUGCAUGCGUCAAAGGGUGACAGUGCCUACCGCACUCUUUAA
Trichoderma atroviride IMI 206040 is the source of this 870-nucleotide messenger RNA. RefSeq lists its product as uncharacterized. NCBI's taxonomy places the organism in Eukaryota, Fungi, Ascomycota, Sordariomycetes, Hypocreales, Hypocreaceae. The record is from RefSeq and is a predicted model, not a curated record.